Messenger RNA from Herpailurus yagouaroundi (jaguarundi), 4758 nucleotides. RefSeq names its product zinc finger protein 25-like. Gene Ontology annotation, cellular component: nucleoplasm. The record is from RefSeq and is a predicted model, not a curated record. The transcript is spliced from 7 exons. Gene Ontology annotation, biological process: regulation of cytokine production; regulation of immune system process; negative regulation of transcription by RNA polymerase II. The coding region runs from base 1808 to 2941 and encodes 377 amino acids. Gene Ontology annotation, molecular function: RNA polymerase II cis-regulatory region sequence-specific DNA binding; DNA-binding transcription repressor activity, RNA polymerase II-specific. NCBI's taxonomy places the organism in Eukaryota, Metazoa, Chordata, Mammalia, Carnivora, Felidae.
UGGCCCCAGUAUCUAGAGGGACAAGAAGUUCCAAGAGGUGCGGAUUUGGGGUCCUGGGUGAAGGUUCCAAAUAUGAAUUUGCCUCCUAAUCUUAUAUCCUAAUUUCUAAAGAACCUGUGGGUUCUUGUGAGGUUAAAGACCUGGGUCUCCAGAAACAAAUCGCAUCCUCAAGAGACCCUUGGGACUUUUGAUCCCUCCCCAGAGUUUCAGUCCCAGAAAGGGGUAGAUCCUGGAACUGCAGGGCAUAGCAUAGGAAUUUUUUGUUUUCCUGUUGCGUAAGGUGCCACUGUAACCGAACUAACCUGAGUUCACUCCUUGGCGAGUGACAGAUGCAAACUACACCAGGUCGAGUCGUACAAAGGAAAAUUUGCAGCAGAUAAGGAGCUCAUGAGGCAUAACUUUCAAAGCCUUGACUCCCUGAGUAAGGUUGAAGGGGUUCCUUUUAUUUAGAGUUAGGAUGAAUAUUUAGAAAGGGGAUCUUUGUCAUUGUAUUGUAGAUGGAGUAAGGUCCUGCAGUCGCCUUAAGGCAACCUACCUAUACUCACACACUUUCUGUGUUAUGUAAAUGGUACUCCUAUUUGAACCAAGAUGUUAGUAUUAUAAUAUGGUGGUUGCCGCACUUCUAGAGGUCACUCCAUGAUCCCACCUGCUCAGGGUUAAGCUCAAAGUGGUCCUGGCGGUGUUGGGGCAGUUGGUAUUGGGGCAUUCGCUAUCCCUUGACAGGUGAUUCCAAUUUCCAUUUGCCUGCGUUUAGAGAAGCCGGAAAGAGCUUAAGGAAAAAUGUGGGACAGAGAUUGAAUAAGCUCAGAAGAAAGUCCUAUGUUUUCAGGUUAAGGGAGGGUAUUUGAAUAAAUGCUUUCCAUUUCUGGAGGUUAUAGCCCAACGGCCUCUCCUUCAGAAUAGAAUUCAUCCCUCCCAUAUUCUGGGAUUCUUUCUUAGGGUUUCCUCUUACCCUCCACAAGGUAGUUUAUAAUGGUUAGUGGUGACACAAAUGCCACGCAACCUCACCCACAAUAUGUAUGAGACUCGGUUGACUUAAAACCAGGCUCACAAGGAGAGAAAGUUAAUGCUAAGGCGUCUAAGUGGGUGUGGGUAGUUGUGCCUUACAGAGUAGUGGCUGGGGCACAGGCUGCCUCUUCCAUCCCCUCAGUGUCCAGGUGGUCCCAAAGGAUUUAUUGGCAGAGUGACUCAGGGAGAACCUGGUUUAGAUUCAAUAACUCAAGGCACACUUCCCUUUUUAAGAGGAAAAACAGAGCAGUACCGGUGUCCCCAACAGACAGAUCAAAUAGGUCAAACGGGUAAGAUGGAGAUAUCCUUUACCAUGACUGAUUCUAGACUAGUCUCAGUUGGGCCACUUUCUCAUUUGCCAGGCUGAGGCACUCAGUCUCUGAGUGGCCAGGUCUUGUCCUGUGCCACUCAGGGAUGUCUGCACCUGACUCUAAUUGAGUGUUCAGUCCCCCAGAGUGUUUACUGGAGAGGCCCUGUUCUUAACUGACUGCCGGCCUGCCAGGCUUUGUGAGACAACUCAGAGAAGAUAUUCUAGUCACACCAUAGGAUCCAUACCACCUACCUACCUCUGUGGAGAGAUUUCAGAGCAAGGGGCUCAGGGCAGCCACAGUUCCUUCAAGGGGUCAGCAGCAUCAGUCCAGAGGCACAGACCACACAAAAGGAGAGUCCCCUCCAAGAAUUCCUCUCCCAGUCCCCAGUGUGGAUGCGUGAGCCUGGAUGAACCGCUGCCGACUGCUCCAUCGGUGGGGAACCAGUUGUAUCUGCACAGGACUCUAUGCUUUUGUAAGAACGGCAGAAAAUGGACAAAUCCCAGGGGUCACUGUCAUUUGGGGAUGUGACUGUGGACUUCUCCUGGGAGGAGUGGCAGUGCCUGAACCCUGCUCAGAGGACCCUGUACAGGGACGUGAUGCUGGAGAACUACCACAACUUUGUCUCAUUGGGGUUUCUCAUUAACAAGCCAGAGGUGAUCUUCAGAUUGGAGGAAGGGGAAGAGCCAUGGAUAGUAAAGGAAGAAUUUCUGUACCAGAACUACCCAGAAGACAACAAAGCUCAUUACCUAACAGAGAGAAUCCAGGAAAACCAAGACAAAUAUUUGCCACAAGUUGCAUUUAAGAACAAAACACUGGCCUCAGAAAAAGUUCAUGCUUUAAGAAAACCAUCUAAUAUGAGUGCAAACUUUGUUCCUUCAAGAAAAAUGUCCUGUAAAUACGACUUACAUGGAGCGGACGUUAACGUGCAUCAGAGAACUCACACGGGAGAGAAGCGCUUUCAAUGUAAUGAAUGUGGUAAAACUUUCUACCGGCAGUCAGAAGUUAAUGUACAUCAGAGAACUCACACAGGAGAGAAGCCCUUUCAGUGUAAUGAAUGUGGUAAAACUUUCUAUCGACAGUCCGAUGUCAACGCACAUCAGAGAAUUCACACAGGAGAGAAACCUUAUAAAUGUAACGAAUGUGGGAAAUCUUUUUACGAGAAGUCAUCCCUCACUCGACAUGAGAGAACUCACACGGGAGAAAAACCCUAUGAAUGCCAGGAGUGUAGGAGAACUUUCUGCCAGAGGUCAGCCCUCACUCAACAUCAGAGAACUCACACGGGAGAUAGACCCUUUCAUUGUAAUGUGUGUGGCAAAACUUACCGUCAUCUCUCAGCUUUCAAUGUACAUCGGAGAACUCACACAGGAGAGAAACCCUUUCAGUGUAUUGAAUGUGAGAAAUCUUUUCUUACAAAGUCGACUCUUAUUAAUCAUCAGAGGACUCACACAGGGGAAAAGCCCUACGAAUGUAAUGAAUGUGGGAAGAGUUUCCGUCAUAAAUCUACCCUCACUACCCAUCUGAGAACUCACUCAGGAGAGAAACCUUAUAAAUGUUGUGAAUGUGGAAAAGCUUUCGGGCGGAAAUCAGCCCUUACAAAUCAUCAAGGAAUUCACGUAGGGUAGGAACCCUGUAGCAGAAAUGUGCUAUGUUUUUCCCAAUACCCAUUUCUCUUUCUUUAUGGUUACACAACUAGUCCAGAUUUGCUAGCCUGUCUUCCAUACACAUGAGGCCACAUGACCUGUGACUCACAAUAUGGGCACAAAUUCCAAGCCUGUAAAAGACCUCAUUUGGAAUUUUUCCUCCUUUCGUUUUUCUUUCCUUAUCAGGGGGUAAUGGAGAUAUCCUCAGGACAACGUGGAAGCUAGUCAUUAGAGAUUACAGAUUCUUAAGUUGGAAGAAACCAGGGUCCUGGGCAGAGUUUUGCCUUCACUAACAGCACUUCAUAAGUCUUGUCAUAGACGAGAAAUAAUUAUUUUUUUUCAGCCAUUACAUGUUUAGAGCUUUCUGUUGUCAUAGUGUAUGCUAGCCAUGCUUUAUCCCAUCUAUCCUGUGAAUCUAAUGAAGGUAUGAGAAGCACUGUAGGUCAGAGAAUUCAUUAGGGGAGAAACCGCUCUCAAUAUCCUGCAUUUUAAUAAACCUUUAUCAACAAGCCAAACAUUUUAUAAGUCAGAAAUUUACAGUGGAAAACCCCAAAAAUGAAUGUAGGAAAAUUUUCACAGUCUGAUUGUCCAGUAGAUAAUUGAGAGUAGAAUAAAGCUAACAACAUGAAAAACAUUUCAAGAUUUAUAUAUCAGAAUACGUAACAAAAGAAAAUUGUCAGUUUAGGAAACGAGGAAAACAUCCUUACCUAGAAAUGAUCUUAUUCUAGAAGCGAUGUUUCGGAUGCAGUAUUAAAUAACUUACAAAUAAUAUGACACAGGAUGUUUAUUUAAUGGUCUUGCUCAUCAAGGAACACAUCGCUUUGAGAAAGGCGCGAGUGAGUUGAGUCAGAGCAGCGGCAUUAAAUGUAUAUGAGUAGCGUCUGUGCUAGGUCAGGCUUGCACACGACAGUGCUCUUUAACAGCUGUUUUCUGUAUCCUUGAUACUUGUUUUGUACUCACAGUAGUUACAGUAGGAGCAUUGCACCCUUAUCUAAGUAACUUUUGCAACGUACACUAGGAUUUCUGACACUAAAUACUAUUGUUGUCCCAUCACAUAUUUACACCACAACAUAUAUGAAUUUUAAAAGGAACAUUGAAUGCGUGAAUGUCAUAUGUGUUUUCUGCUUUUUGGUGGCAUAUAUAACUCCAUAUAGACAUUGUGAAGAAACUGUCGUUUUAGUAAAUCACCCACAACAUUUAAUAAAGUCAAGAUUUAUUUGAAAUCUGCAACGAUUCAGCACACAGUUGUUUAUGAUACACAUGAGUUAAUUUUCAAAGGUGGCCUUGAACAUUAGUACUUCGUACACUGUAUGGAUUGAAAGCAGGGCCCAUUGAAGACAUUUCCCCCAUUUUUGUGUUUUCUAAAGGGUAUGUUUAUGUAAGUUUAAGUGCAAAGUGCAGAUAUUAAUGUGAGCACAGAACUCUCUGCAUUUGUAUUUUUUUGUGGUAGGCUGCCACGUUUCCACCCUAGAAUUAUGCAUGGUUUCUGCAAACUGUUCUAUGCCUGUCACUUACUAUUUGAGUGACCUGUGUAGUGAUUUAAUCUUUCUGCUUCAAUUUUAUUAUCUACCUCACAGAUAGUGAACAGUUUGGGUUGAUGUUUUCUGUUAUUAGAGCCAAAGGCAGUUAUGUUUAGAACUUGAACAUUAGAAAUAAAAUAGUCAUUCCACAGUAUGAAGUGUAUUUCUGCUUCUUGAGUUGAUACAAGAAGAUUCUUUUUAGAGCUUUGUGUUUUGUCAGGUUUGUCUUUAAAAUAUAUGAAACAAAUGUGUUUAGAAUAAACAGAAUAAUCUAUUGAC